Messenger RNA from Wyeomyia smithii (pitcher-plant mosquito), 888 nucleotides. RefSeq lists its product as uncharacterized. The transcript has a single exon. NCBI's taxonomy places the organism in Eukaryota, Metazoa, Arthropoda, Insecta, Diptera, Culicidae. Bases 1 to 888 code for a protein of 295 amino acids. The record is from RefSeq and is a predicted model, not a curated record. Gene Ontology annotation, molecular function: nucleic acid binding; zinc ion binding.
AUGGACCUUAUCCACUGCCCAAAGUGCGCACCGGAAGAAGAUGCCAAGUCCUGGUGCUACACCGGAAGAGGAAGCUGCCCGUGUCGAGAAAUACCGCAGAGAGUAGAGGAGGACAUCGACGCGAUAGAUGAGAUAGUCAUGGCGGCCAACAAUGACGUUCUCAACAAAUUCGCAGGGGUUACCUACGCGAAACAAGCGAUGAAUAUUUUAACGCGAACCUUUCAGAAGGUUGGUGGACAACCGGAUAGUUCCAGUGUGGCCCUGGUGAACCAAUCAGCCAGGAAAGAUGUCCAAUGUUUCGGAUGCCAGGAAUACGGGCACUACAGAAGCCGCUGUCCAAAGAACAAGAAGGAGAAAAAGAAGAACAAAAGGACUGCUGGACACACAAUGAUGGCGGGCGAACGGGCAGAACCCCCUAAGAAAGAAAAGAAUGUUCGAUUCAUCGUAGACUCUGGGGCUACAGAGCGUAUGGUGCGAGACGAGGCAUUGCUGGAAGAUGUCCGGGUUUUGGAAAAACCGAUAACCAUUACUACUGCCAAAUCAGGCCAGGAGCUUCGGGCUACGAAGUCAAGAAAAAUAAGAUUAAAAUCUGUAAUUGGAUUAAAUAAAAUUACUCCGGUUGUACUGUAUAAUAUCUUGUUUAUUCCUGGUCUAGAAUCCUAUCUACUCUUGGUCAGAAAAUGUAAUGAGAUGGGUAAAAAGGUUAUUUUUGUUGAUGACAGUGUCUCAAUCCUAAGCUUUGGUGAGGUUAUUGCCAAAGGAAAGGUAGUUGAUGGUUUGUAUUGCUUGGAUUUCACUCUUGAUUUGAAUCAGAAUCAAUCGGACUUUGAUGGAAAAGUUCGGGCAAUGCUACAUGAAAGUGGAAUGCCGAAGGAAAUGUGGGGAUAA